Messenger RNA from Lagenorhynchus albirostris (white-beaked dolphin), 1547 nucleotides. RefSeq names its product defective in cullin neddylation 1 domain containing 3 (gene DCUN1D3). Lineage: Eukaryota; Metazoa; Chordata; Mammalia; Artiodactyla; Delphinidae. The record is from RefSeq and is a predicted model, not a curated record. Gene Ontology annotation, molecular function: ubiquitin-like protein binding; cullin family protein binding; ubiquitin conjugating enzyme binding. Gene Ontology annotation, biological process: positive regulation of ubiquitin-protein transferase activity; protein neddylation. Gene Ontology annotation, cellular component: ubiquitin ligase complex. The coding region runs from base 336 to 1250 and encodes 304 amino acids. The transcript has 4 exons.
CAGGGCUCAGAAAACUUACCUACUGUCCCUCCUCCCUACCGCCAGCACCCCUCAAUCCAGGGCCUGGGGUUCUGGGGGCCGGAGCUGCCCUGAAGGGAGUGCAGACUCUGGUCCUCUGCCCCUUGUAAGCGCCGUGAGAUGUUGAUACCAGUGAACCAGGAUCAAUUCUCCCUAAAUGUUGGAACAGUGUUCUGAAGCUCUCUGCACAAUGGACCAGGGUGUUUUAUUGAGUUGGCUGGCUCCUCUGGCUGAUGGCAUGUUGAGGCACGUGGGCCAGUGGCAACAAGGGCAUCCAAUCCAGAGGGGGCCACUCUAGAGGCCAGGCCACCAGCAUCAUGGGCCAGUGUGUCACCAAGUGCAAGAAUCCCUCAUCAACUCUGGGUAGCAAGAAUGGAGACCGUGACCCCAGCAGCAAGUCACAUGGGAGGCGGGGUGCAGGCCACCGUGAGGAACAGCUGCCAGCCUGUGGCAAGCCAGGUGGGGAUAUCCUUGUCAAUGGGACCAAGAAGGCAGAGGCUGCUACUGAGACCUGCCAGCUGCCAACAUCCUCAGGAGAUGCUGGGAGGGAGCCCAAGUCAAAUGCCGAGGAGUCUUCCUUGCAGAGGUUGGAAGAACUGUUCAGGCGCUAUAAGGACGAGCGGGAGGAUGCAAUUUUGGAGGAAGGCAUGGAGCGCUUUUGCAAUGACCUAUGUGUGGACCCCACGGAAUUUCGCGUGCUGCUCUUGGCUUGGAAGUUCCAGGCUGCUACCAUGUGCAAAUUCACCAGGAAGGAGUUUUUUGAUGGCUGCAAAGCAAUAAGUGCAGACAGCAUUGAUGGGAUCUGUGCACGGUUCCCUAGCCUCUUAACAGAAGCCAAACAAGAGGAUAAAUUCAAGGAUCUCUACCGGUUUACAUUUCAGUUCGGCCUGGACUCUGAAGAAGGGCAGCGGUCACUGCAUCGGGAAAUAGCCAUUGCCCUGUGGAAACUAGUCUUUACCCAGAACAAUCCUCCAGUAUUGGACCAGUGGCUAAACUUCCUAACAGAGAACCCCUCGGGGAUCAAGGGCAUCUCCAGGGACACUUGGAACAUGUUCCUUAACUUCACUCAGGUGAUUGGCCCUGACCUCAGCAACUACAGUGAAGAUGAGGCCUGGCCAAGUCUCUUUGAUACCUUUGUGGAGUGGGAAAUGGAGCGAAGGAAAAGAGAAGGGGAAGGGAGAGGUGCACUCAGCUCAGGGCCCGAGGGCUUAUGUCCCGAGGAGCAGACUUAGUGGCUCUGUCUCAGGAGCAGCAGCAAGGAUCUGCCCGCUGCCCUGCAGCCAACCAAGGAAUUGGACCUUUCUGGAAAUUACUGAAGAUCCGGAUAUUUUCUACUUUACACCUUUCUCUGCCUUGUAUCUGAAAGGGCUCUAAAAUGCUGUAUCAUGUUUUAGGCACUUUCUUCACUUUUUGGAUAUUUUGGUUAUUUCUUUUUUGGGGGGAGGGUCCCCCAAAAUAUCUGAACCUGGCUACAUGUUGUGUAUCUUUUUUUUUUUUGAAGCCUUCAGAUAGAAUAAGCCUGCCACUUC